AUGCCUGAGACAAUCAAGACCGUCAGCAUCCCAAAUAUUGCGUGGAAGAUUGCCGCCGAUAUCUACUUUCCACCCAACUUUGACGAGAAGAAGGAAUAUCCUGCCGUCGUCUCUGCCCACCCUAUCGGCUCCUGCAAGGAGCAGACCUCGGGUAACAUAUAUGGAAAGGCAAUUGCGGAGGCAGGAUUUGUGGUUGUCACCUUCGACGCUUCUUUCCAGGGCGCCUCAGGUGGCGAACCCCGCUUUAUCGAGGACCCCGAGUUCCGAGUCUCGGACUUCCGCUUUGUUGUCGACUACCUCCAGACACUUCCCUAUGUUGAUGCCGAGCGUAUUGGCGUGCUCGGCAUCUGCGGUGGAGGUGGCUACGCCAUCAACGCGGCCAUGACGGACUACCGCUUUAAGUGUUGCAUCGGUAUCACGCCCGUGAACUUUGGCCGCCUCUCUCGCGAAGCCUUUGGUAACUUCGACCCUGUGAGCUCACUGGAGAAAAUGGCCAAACAGCGAACCAUUGAGGCACAGGGUGGCAAGCGCCUUGUCAUCAAUUUGCUGCCCCCAUCAGUCGAUGACGCCAAGAAAUCGACCGCGGACAUCGAUGUGCUCGAGGCGACCGAAUACUACAAGACCAGCCGUGGCCAAGCGCCCAAUGGCUGCACAAGCGGUCUUUUUUCUUUCAAUAGUGCCGCUCUCGCGUGGGAUGCCUUCAAUCAUGCCGAGGUACUUAUGACCAAGCCGCUCAUGGCCGUCGUCGGUGACAAACCCGGUGGCUUUGGCGCCUACCGUGAUGCCCAGGAGAUCUAUGGACGGGCUGGCUCCCAGGAGAAGCGCAUUGUCGUGCUACCGGGGAUUUCGCAUUACAUGCUUUACGACAAGCCCGAAGCUGUCAAGCCCGCACUAGAUCAGGUCCUUCCCUUCCUUAAAGAGCACCUCGGCGACGCUAGGUAG
Penicillium samsonianum is the source of this 942-nucleotide messenger RNA. Its product is annotated as alpha/beta hydrolase. Lineage: Eukaryota; Fungi; Ascomycota; Eurotiomycetes; Eurotiales; Aspergillaceae. Bases 1 to 942 code for a protein of 313 amino acids. The transcript has a single exon. The record is from RefSeq and is a predicted model, not a curated record.